CAAUCCUCCAUCACGCCCGAACAUCUCGAACACAGCCAACAUGGCAACCUCAACAGAACCCGCGACCGCGUUCCAGUUCCCACCUCACUACUCCUUCCCGCCCUUCUUCACCCUCCAACCCGUCGCCACAACCCGCUCGUCCCAGAUGCAAUCGUGGUCGACCUUCAUCCAAUCCUACUGCCGCCACCACCGCAUCUUCCAGCUCUCCCUCGUCGACGCGCUCGCAACGCCGCUAUUCCACAACACCACACUGUCGCGGCAGCUGUCGCUGCGCGACGCAAAAGCGAUCCUGACGUGGAUGGCCAGCGCCGAGGGCGGGAGCCGCGCCGAGUUUAUAUCCAGCACGGGCUCGCGGUCGAAGAAGGCGGUCGACGAGGGCGAGGGGGGGCGCGUUUGGGUUUACUGGCGGAGGCCUGAGGAGUGGGCGGCGCAGUUGGAGGAGUGGGUUGACCGGACGGGGCAGAAGGGGGUGGUGCUCACACUUUAUGAGAUUGUCGAGGGGGAGGCGAGUAUGCGGGAGGAAUUCGCAGGGAUGGAUAUGGAGCUACUCAGGACGAGCUUGGGGGUCUGUGUUAAGAGAGGAAGGGCGCAGAUUUUCUCGAGUGGGGGCGAGGGCGAGGGUGUCAAGUUUUUCUAGGAGCCGGUGUGCAAGCACUUCGCUGGGAUAGACAGUGCAAGAGGGGAGGUUAUACAUUUGCUCAGAAGCAUGGCGUUAUGGUUGGAAAUACCCUGAAUAAGUAUAGAUAGACUACAUCUACGUUGAAGACGGAGGCUGUCUUUGAUGAACAAAGAU
Molecule: messenger RNA, 793 nt
Organism: Boeremia exigua
Lineage: Eukaryota; Fungi; Ascomycota; Dothideomycetes; Pleosporales; Didymellaceae
Product: ESCRT-II complex subunit-domain-containing protein
Exons: 1
Coding region: 41-637 (198 amino acids)
Biological process (GO): protein transport to vacuole involved in ubiquitin-dependent protein catabolic process via the multivesicular body sorting pathway
Cellular component (GO): ESCRT II complex
Molecular function (GO): structural molecule activity; protein homodimerization activity
Source: RefSeq, a predicted model, not a curated record